This is a messenger RNA of Psilocybe cubensis, 618 nucleotides long. RefSeq lists its product as uncharacterized. The record is from RefSeq and is a predicted model, not a curated record. The coding region runs from base 1 to 618 and encodes 205 amino acids. The transcript has a single exon. NCBI's taxonomy places the organism in Eukaryota, Fungi, Basidiomycota, Agaricomycetes, Agaricales, Agrocybaceae.
AUGUCUUCCCCUCCUCGUAGGCGCAUCUCUCCAGUGAAUCCCUCUGGAACUGCAGAAAACUUACCACCGCAACGUGCUCUUAAUCCCGAUAACAAAUUUAAUCCUCUUCUACGCACUGUUUCUCCGCCUUUAUACAACACUCGCCUCAGUAACCUCAUCUAUCUCUUGGUCGGGCUGACAACUCUGUUGACAGUCUUCUACGGCUAUAGAACCAUGCAAUACAAGACAUCAGUAGGGGGAUGGUGGGGUUUGCUCCUCGGGAAGAAACCCCCUGAAAUGCAGGCUUCUGGAACACCGUCAUUUGGUGGUUACACAGAUGUCAAUGCCGAUAGUCGAAGCAUCGAAUCACACAUUUUGGCCCUUGCACUGGCAUUAGGAAUCCCUUCACAAGAAUUAGCCACGGCAAUCGCAAGUGCUGUGAGGUCACACGUUCCUCCAGCAAGUUUAUCAUCAAUCAAGGCCCACGAAACUGGGGAUGCCGUUAAACUGUUGCUCCAGGAUCCAGCAGCUACAACAGACGGAGGGCAUGGUGUAUGGGAAGCUGCCUCUACAGCAGCAGGUGUGGUUGACGGAGUUGUAAGCGGGAUGGAGAAUUUUGUAGGAAUAGACGAACCAUAA